AAACAAAGCAUCAACUAAGGGGGUUAAGACUAACAUGCAAAUCAUUUUUAAGGACUUCAAGAAGCAGACGGUCCCAAUUGAAGUUGAAUUGACCGAUACUGUUCUUUCAACCAAGGAAAAAUUGGGCCAGGCUAAAUCUUGUGAAGCAUCCCAAAUCAAAUUGGUAUAUUCCGGUAAAGUUCUCGUCGAUGACAAGACAUUGGAAGAGUAUAAGAUCAAGGAAGGUGUUUCGAUAAUUUUCAUGAUUUCCAAGGCGAAGUCAAGCCAAUCAUCUACUCCACAACCACAAGCGGCUGCUACGCCAGAACAGAAACCUGCCAGUGAGUCACAGCCAAAACAAGAAACAAGCCAGUUGGGCAACGCAGCAGCUACAUCGGCAGCUGCAGCCGCUGCGCCUGCUUCCGAUGAAGCUGUUACUGAAGCACCAGCUAGCACAUUUGCCGUUGGAUCAGAACGUGAAGCUACCAUCCAAAACAUUAUGGAAAUGGGAUACGAUAGACCACAAGUUGAGAACGCAUUAAGGGCUGCAUUUAACAAUCCCCACAGAGCCGUGGAAUACUUGAUUACUGGUAUCCCUGAAAGCUUACAGGUUCCAGUAGCUGCACCAGCUGCACCAGCCCCAGCAACAACCGGAGAAGGUGAAGAAGAGGAAGAAGAAGAGGACCAUGAAACUCACGGUGAAAAUCUUUUUGAAGCUGCUGCCGCCGCUGCUGCCGCCGGACAACAAGGUCGUACAGCAGGUGAACAUAGUGCAGGAGCUGGUGCUGCCGGUGCCAGCUUAGAGGACGAUGACCAACAAAUGCAACUUCUUCGUACUGCGCUUCAAACCAACCCUGAACUUAUUCAGCCAUUACUUGAACAAUUGGCUGCUACAAACCCUCAAAUUGCAAGCUUGAUCCAACAAGAUCCCGAGGCUUUUAUUCGUACGUUCUUAGGUGGAGGAAGUGACGAUUUUGGAUUUGAAAUCGAAGGAGAAGGCGAAGACGCCACACAAGGAGGACAAGAAGGUCAAGGAGAAACAAUUAGAAUCGCAUUAACUGAAGCUGACCAAAAUGCUAUCAAUAGAUUAUGUGAACUUGGGUUUGAAAGGGAUUUAGUUAUUCAAGUAUAUUUGGCUUGCGACAAGAACGAAGAAGUCGCUGCCGAUAUUCUAUUUAGAGAUAUGUAAUAUGUUAUAUAUUGAAAUCUGAAUGUAAAAUAAUUACUAUAUUUUGAGUUCAUCAAGUGAAUGGAUUAUAGUAUGGGAAGCAAUGUCUGACUCGGAUAGUGGUGCGUUGCCUUCACGUACAACAACAUAACUAUUCAUGCCUGCUUUAAUUGCAGCAUCAACUUCUGCAAUAUUAUCGCUGAGGAACAAUACUUCUUCGCCAGCCUUGCCGAUCUCGUUUAAAAUCUUGGUGUAUGAACUCAGUUCGAAUUUGUAUCCGACAGCAGGAAUAUCAAAAUAUCCAUUAAUGAAACCGUUCAAGUCAACACUUUUAUCCUCGUCCAAUACGUGACCAAACAACAAUUUCUGGGCACCAAUACUACCAGAAGAGUAAAUAAACAAACUUGGAAAUCUUCGUAUAAACUCGAUUGAGUCGCGAUACACAGGAGCUUUAAUUUCCCCACUGGAAUAUCCCAAUUGCCAAACUUCUCCCUGGAGUGACUUCAAAACAGGAUCUUUGACAUCAUUAUCUACGAGCUGUUUGAAGUGUGCGAAUGCUGAUUGACUCGAGGUGAAGGACAGGGAGGCAAGGAUCUUUUCGAUGCUGGUUGUUGGUGACGUAAUAGGAAAUGUGACUUGAGAAAGGGUUUCCGGAAGUUUGUCAAGAAAGUAAGGAAACAAUGUCGUCUUAACAAAUGUUAUUGGGCAGACAGUACCUUCGAUGUCGAGGAUUACCGUUGUAAUUGUCAUAUUUAUCUUGUGAUUGUCAAGGUAUACCUAUAAAACGU
This is a messenger RNA of Spathaspora passalidarum NRRL Y-27907, 1935 nucleotides long. It is a transcript of the gene RAD23, whose product is annotated as Rad23p. The transcript has 2 exons. Gene Ontology annotation, biological process: proteasome-mediated ubiquitin-dependent protein catabolic process; nucleotide-excision repair. Gene Ontology annotation, molecular function: damaged DNA binding; ubiquitin binding; polyubiquitin modification-dependent protein binding. Gene Ontology annotation, cellular component: nucleoplasm; cytosol. Bases 35 to 1168 code for a protein of 377 amino acids. Lineage: Eukaryota; Fungi; Ascomycota; Pichiomycetes; Serinales; Debaryomycetaceae. The record is from RefSeq and is a predicted model, not a curated record.